This is a messenger RNA of Danaus chrysippus (African queen), 1329 nucleotides long. Lineage: Eukaryota; Metazoa; Arthropoda; Insecta; Lepidoptera; Nymphalidae. The record is from the annotation of a GenBank genome assembly.
AUGUUUCGUUUCGUGCUAAUACUGUCGGCAAUGACGGUAGCCGUUAUGGCUCAUCCCACCAGGAUGGUUCAUCCUUCCGAGAUGGCUCUUAUUCUUGGAGAAGAAGAAUUUGAGGACUACCUAGACAAAUAUCUAGCUGUAGAAGAAGAGAAUUGGAUUAAUGCUACUUCCUCUCCUCGCAGUGGGUGUACUCUGAGAGUUAACGGAGACUUUGGUCAACCUCAACCCGUGUAUAUCAGUAGAAGAACUAAUAAUUAUUUGGCUGCAAGUGGAAACUCAGGUCAGGUUCGACUCAGCGCCGGAGAAGAAGUAAUCGUUUCCUGCCCAAACAACCAAGCUAUCCGCCAUCCGAACAUCGUAUCUACAGUCCAUACCGCUACUGCCAGGUGCGUUAGCAAUAAUUUAUUUUCGGGAGCUGGAUGGUUAAAUGGUAACAGAGCUUUUGGUCAACUAACUUGUGCCGGUCACGCUUUCUACCAAGCUCAGCAGACAAGUACAAGAUGCUUCAACAACGGCGUUGUUAUUCGUGUGGGUUUUUCCGUCAACAAUCGAUUUUAUCCUCUCUACCAUUCCUGCUACAAUCAAAACCGUAUGGAAGUUUUAUACGUGUGGUAUAACCAAAACGCUAACAAUGCAGUGCAUCAAUCCGGAGUUGGUAGACCAAAUUGGUUAGCUGGAGGUUUCUUCCCUGGUGUCAACAUCAACAACCUUUACACACAAGCAAGCCAAAAACGAGCUAUUGCAAGACUAGUAGGAAAUGCCUUAGCUGAUAAAUACGUUACGAACACCCAAUUCCUUGCUCGUGGUCAUCUUGCUGCUAAAAGUGACUACAUUUUCGCUACUGGACAACGUGCCACCUUCUUCUUCAUCAACGCUGCUCCACAAUGGCAACCUUUCAACGCCGGCAAUUGGAACAAUCUAGAGCUGAAUCUGCGAGCUCGUAUCGGUAGAGCUGGUUUUAACACAGUCAUUUACACUGGAACGUUUGGUGUCACCCAAUUACGCAAUUCUAACGGUCGCAUGGUUGAUAUAUAUUUGGACAAUAACAGAGUUCCUGUACCUCAAUUCUUCUAUAAGGUGGUGUAUGAUCAAUCCAGACGUCGUGGUACAGCAUUCAUCGGUUUAAAUAACCCUCAUUACACUCUGGCUGAAGCUCGCAGAUUACAGUUCUGCACUGACCGUUGUCGUAAUAACAAUGCAUUCAGCUGGAUCAACUGGAGACCUGAUCGUAUGGACCUUGGUUAUAGCUUCUGCUGUACGAUCCCUGACUUCAGAAGAGUCAUCGGUCACAUACCGAACCUCGAUGUUUCUAAUGGUCUUCUUUCUUAA